AAAUAUAAAAAUCAUCCCAGCGAUUUAAAAUCUUCGGUGCGUUGCGUGUGGUCAUGCGCACCAGGAGUUUCAAUCACAUGCGCAGUUAGAAUUAUAACAGAAUGUACUUUGCGCUGUUGAUAACCUCAAGACCUUUUGCUACAUUGCUACCACCAGCUACCACCUCUCCAUCGAGUUAAUACUCUUCACAUACCCGACUUACAUAUUUAAGUACACAGAGGAAUGCAAAAAGAUUCUCGAGAUUGUUUGGGUAUACGAUACCGUAUCAAUACCCUGGACCAAACUUGGAAGUGGCUGCACCAGACGAUUGCGAUCCACGAGUACCUGAUCAACAUCACCAGCAAAAGUGACGUUACCUGUUAUUUUUAUUAUUAA
This is a messenger RNA of Microplitis demolitor, 375 nucleotides long. RefSeq lists its product as uncharacterized. The coding region runs from base 223 to 375 and encodes 50 amino acids. The record is from RefSeq and is a predicted model, not a curated record. The transcript has 2 exons. NCBI's taxonomy places the organism in Eukaryota, Metazoa, Arthropoda, Insecta, Hymenoptera, Braconidae.